AUGGCGGAUGAUCAGUCGCCAGAUGGCGACGAUCUGGGCGUGCGGAGCUUCUACUUUGACGAUGCGGUCGAAGACGAUCUUCGACACAUUCCGUUCCGACCGCCACCCACUCCUCCUUCUACGGAAGGCGGCGCGCCUAACACCCAAUCCGAGCCGAGGAGUCCAACGUCGUUGUUCCAAAAGUCGCUCAAAGAGACGACCAGCGUGCCCAAGCUCUCAUCGAACGCAGGACAUUCUCGCGCACAAUCGAACAACGUAGAUCUGACACGCGGCUACACCGUACCCUCGCAAAAGCACACCGCCCAUCUCCCCUUUGUACUGGCCUUCGAAUCCGACGUCAUCGCCGAGCAACUGACCAUCAUCGAAAAAGACGCCCUGGACGAAGUGGACUGGAAAGACCUGAUCGGCCUGAACUGGCAGCACUCGCCCCUGCACCUGCGCAACUGGGUCGACUUCCUGCAACGCCGCGACUGCAACGGCAUCGACAUUGUCGUCUCGCGCUUCAACCUGAUGGUCAAAUGGGUGGUGUCGGAAUGCGUGUUGACGGAGGCGGCGAGCGAGCGCGCGCGCUGCAUCACAAAGUACAUCCACAUUGCCGCGCACGCGCACCGCCUGCGCAACUACGCCACCAUGUACCAAAUCACGCUCGCACUGCUGUCGACGGAUCUCGCGCGCCUGCACAAAACGUGGGCCCUCGUGCAACCGGCGGAGAAAGCGGCGCUCACGCGCCUGGAGAAACUCUGCCAACCGCGCGGCAACUUCCACCAGCUGCGAAUGGAAAUGGAAGCCGCGUCCGCCGACGACGCGUGCAUCCCUUUCAUCGGCCUGUACACGCACGACCUGAUGUUCAACGCGCAGAAGCCGGCGCGCGUGAAUCCGCCGGCGACGGGCUCCGCCGUGCGCGGCGCCCCGACGGAGCCGCUGGUGAAUUUCGAGCGCUUCCAGACUGCCGCGGGGAUUGUGAAGGGGUUGCUGACGCUUAUAGAGGCGUCGGCUAAAUAUGUUCUGCGCCCGCAUCCGGAGGUGUUGAGUCGGUGUUUGUGGUUGGCUGCGUUGGAGGAUGGGGAGAUUUUGAGUCGCAGUCGGGGGUUGGAGGCUUGA
Molecule: messenger RNA, 1101 nt
Organism: Neohortaea acidophila
Lineage: Eukaryota; Fungi; Ascomycota; Dothideomycetes; Mycosphaerellales; Teratosphaeriaceae
Product: ras guanine nucleotide exchange factor domain-containing protein
Exons: 1
Coding region: 1-1101 (366 amino acids)
Biological process (GO): positive regulation of GTPase activity; Ras protein signal transduction
Cellular component (GO): plasma membrane
Molecular function (GO): guanyl-nucleotide exchange factor activity
Source: RefSeq, a predicted model, not a curated record